AUGGUUUACUACGAUGAACCAUUUCCCCGGAAGGUGCAUACUCGUGGCUUUCCCUAUUAUCUGCGCUCAGAAGUUCAAAUAUGUAAUGUAGCUAGCAAUACAUGGAAAAGUAUUGGAAGCAUACCUUGUGGUUUCAAGCGACCAUCUACUGAACAUUUUUCAUCACCGCAAGAUAUUUUCUGUCUAAAUGGAAGGCUAUACUGGUUGAUGGGAUCAGAGGGGCAGUAUUGUAUCCCUAGAAUCAUUUGUUUUGAUCUGUCUAGUGAACAAUUUCACGAGGUUCUGAAACCUGCUUGCGGUGGCCUUAAUAAGCCUAAUUAUCUCUUGUUGGUUUCUGGAGAGUGUCUUUCAGCUGCAGUUUAUUUAAAUAAUGGGGAAGUGGAGAUUUGGAUAAUGAAAGAGUAUAAUGUGAAAGAGUCUUGGAUCAGAGAGUUUGUUAUUGAAGCACCCCCUUGGAAUAUUAAUCCAAGAUCAUCAAAUUUAGAUUGUUUUUAUGUGCAUGGGAUCUGGGCAAACAGAGUUCUGCAUGGUAGAUCAGUUCGAGUUUUGUGUGUCCUGAAGAACAGGGUCAUCUUGAUACAAUACAAAAAUGGAAAACUAGCUUCGUACGAUCCGGAGAAUGGUGAAACUAGAGACUUAUGGUUUCAGGGACUGCCUUCAAAGUAUAAUGCAGUUGUUCACUUUGGUAGCCUCAGUUGGAUCGACCAACAAUAG
Daucus carota subsp. sativus is the source of this 714-nucleotide messenger RNA. Its product is annotated as F-box protein At3g07870. Bases 1 to 714 code for a protein of 237 amino acids. Gene Ontology annotation, molecular function: protein binding. The record is from RefSeq and is a predicted model, not a curated record. The transcript has a single exon. Lineage: Eukaryota; Viridiplantae; Streptophyta; Magnoliopsida; Apiales; Apiaceae.